CGAAUGCUGAACAUCUGCGUGGUGAUGCUGGGAUUUAGAGUAACACUGUGUGAAGGAACUUAAGUGGCAAACAGCAAUUUGAUACGGAACGUCAAGCAAGUUGAAUGUGUAUCGUGACACUAUGAUGAUUUACCUUUUGGCGCGGUGCACCUUGCGCCUGCCCGGCCCCCGGAGGUGGCUGGCGGGGCGGCGGGGGCCUGAGGGCGCAGCGCGCGCCGAUCCAGAGGGCGAGGGAGCCAUCCCCUUCUCUGCCAGCAAGGCCAGCCCGCGGGUGUGGAGCGUCAGCCAGUCUAUGGGGAGUGACUACCAGAGGCCGUGGGUGAAGGUGCUGCCUCUCAGCCUGCUGUGCAGCGGGCUGUUGCUGUGGUGCGCGUUUCGGGAAAAAACGGAGAUUGACGAGCGACUGGAAGCCAUAUUCUCUGGUCAGAUCGUGGACCCUUUUGAUGCGGCACAGCAAAGCAAUGCGCCUUCGCAGCUACAGAAGGAGAGAUGAUGAGCACAGCCGUGGUGAAGGAGCUGCCGAAGGUUCGCUGGUGUUCAGCUGGUUAAAGGCUGCUCUGACACUUGAUUUGGAAAAUGUGUUCUUCCGUCCUACCACCAGCCUUAUCUUGCAAGCGGGAUUUAUUUAUCUUGCUGCUUUUUUUUUUUGUUUGUAUUUACUUAGUAACUUACAGUGAAAGCAGAAGGACUAGUCCUUUCCUGCAUUGCAUGGCAGGGAUGGACAGCAUGGGUUGCAAACCAUCUUGUGUUUGUAGAUCUAUUGUGUUCGGCUCUUUUUUUUCCAUGGAUGGUUUUUUCUUGGUUGCACAGUGUAUUAAAAUGUCAAAGCUGUAAGUCUGUAACUUGGUUGCUGAAGGUGACCUUCAGCUGACACUUUGCUAGUCAUGGAGUGCAUUCACAUAAUACUGAGCACAACUCUAUUAAUGUAUGAUUGAUUAAUGUUCGGAUUACUUUGUAAUUCUACUAAAUAAUGCAGAGUUUACUUAAUGCAUAAUUAGUGCUUGUUUUUUGCAGCAUAAUUUAGACGUGUUUUGCAGGAACUCUUAAGUGAUUGGCCUGCAUCGUGUGGGGGAGGGAACUCCUAUUUUUGCAGAACAGCAGAGUAUCUAAUUUUUCUUCUGGAUUUUCAGACACUCAAAACUUGUCCAUGCUGGAGACUUGCCCGGGAGAGGAAGGAAAAACCACUGGUGUGACUUAGUUCUCUUUCAAGUUAGAUGUAUAUUUUUUUUAGGCUUUCAUCUGUAAAGAUGUGAAGCUUCUUGAAGGCCUUCAUUAAAAAUCAAACAGAAAUCCCUACAGCACAGCAGCAGGGGGUAAUGCCCAGUAACUGAGCAGAGGACUACCAAGCACUACGUUGUCAAAGGAAAUAAAGGGUUCACCUUUUGGGUGUGCGA
This is a messenger RNA of Numida meleagris (helmeted guineafowl), 1394 nucleotides long. It is a transcript of the gene C13H16orf91, whose product is annotated as chromosome 13 C16orf91 homolog. Lineage: Eukaryota; Metazoa; Chordata; Aves; Galliformes; Numididae. The transcript is spliced from 2 exons. The record is from RefSeq and is a predicted model, not a curated record. The coding region runs from base 122 to 493 and encodes 123 amino acids.